UGGACAUCGGAUCCCGGCAACCGAAAGCUAUAAUAAAAGGGAAAGUAUGUCAGUGGCUAUGGAUGCUUUCAAGUCCAUUCUGCUUUCAAUUGUACUGCUUACCUCUCCAUUGAUAUUUUCAACAGAGACACUUGACCACCCAUCAUGGACAAAGUUCUCCAAACAGGCUUAUCCAGUGGCAUGUCCGCCACCGAUGGCUUCCAUUCAUCUGAACCACCCCCCAUGCCGCCCGGCUAUGACGGCUUGAAACAUGUCCUCCCAGACUCAUUCACGCCCACAGAAGAUUCGCGGCUCACCUUAAAGGGCAAAGGUGGCAAUGACGUACAGAUCCCAGUCAUGAUCUGGGGUGCGUGGCCAUGGGGCGACACCGCCACCUUCCACUGGUCCGAUGAUGAGCUCCCUGCCGUGCGUGCCGCAUGGAAGAAGUGUAUAGAGCAGAAGCAAACGUUCAUCGACACCGCACAAGCCUACGGUGACGGCCGUAGCGAGGAGAUUGUCGGUGAUCUCGUCAACAACCACAGUCCAGGCGUACCUCGAGAAAAUAUCAUUGUCCAGACCAAGUGGUUGCCCAACGUCUCCGACGGCGCAUUGGGAAAUGUCCUGCACCCGGUCGACGCACCUUUGAAAGCACUGAAGAAAUCGCUUGCACGGAUGCACCUUGACUACGUCGACUGCUACCUGGUGCAUGGCCACGUGCACAUGUCGUCGAUUUCGCAAGUUGCCAAGGGUCUGGCACAUUGUGUCGAGGAAGGUCUGACAAAGACCGUCGGCGUUGCGAACUAUUCCGUCGAGGACAUGCUGCAAAUGAAGGACGCGUUGGCGCAGCACGGCAUUCCACUCGCGACGAACCAGUGCGAAUACUCACUGUUGCGCCGGCUGCCGGAGACCGAGGGCAUGCUGGAGACGUGCAAGGACCACGGCAUCGUGUUCCAGUCGUACUCUUCUCUUGGGCAGGGACGGCUCACGGGUAAAUAUACGAAAGAUAACCCUCCGCCAAAGACGUACAGGUUCAGUUCGUACCCUAUGGAGAAGAUCGAACCGCUUCACAAGGUGCAGAAGGAGAUUGCGGACAAGAGGGGCGUGAGUAUGUCUGCGGUGGCGCUCAAUUAUAACAUUUCGAAGGGCGCGCUGCCGGUGGUAGGCAUCAGAAAAGAGGAGCAGGCUGUUGAGAACAUGCAGUGUCUUGGAUGGAGGUUGACCAAGGAGGAGAUUGCAGAGUUGGACAAGCAUUCCUUUGAAGGGAAGAAGACCAAGCUGUGGCAGCAAGGAUAAAAGGUCGUCGAGCUGAGUAUGCCUUGACGACCAAGGACGAACUUCUCUGCUACGAGUAUGUAAUAUCGAAUAUCGAUAGCUCGGGUUGGUCACACAUUUGGUCUCGUAGAGAACCUAGAAGAGUUGUCGUAUACACGGGUGUCAGC
Exophiala xenobiotica is the source of this 1418-nucleotide messenger RNA. RefSeq lists its product as uncharacterized. Gene Ontology annotation, cellular component: cytoplasm. The record is from RefSeq and is a predicted model, not a curated record. NCBI's taxonomy places the organism in Eukaryota, Fungi, Ascomycota, Eurotiomycetes, Chaetothyriales, Herpotrichiellaceae. The coding region runs from base 145 to 1272 and encodes 375 amino acids. The transcript has a single exon.